Molecule: messenger RNA, 1753 nt
Organism: Mya arenaria
Lineage: Eukaryota; Metazoa; Mollusca; Bivalvia; Myida; Myidae
Product: girdin-like
Exons: 2
Coding region: 107-1609 (500 amino acids)
Source: RefSeq, a predicted model, not a curated record
GUCAAAACGAAACACGAGCAGUUUCCGAUUGCCAGCAAUGCCAUUACCUUAAUACUUCGGAAUACUUAGCAAUAGCAUUCAUAAUUGUUUUGCAGGAUCGAACUAUAUGUUAAAAGAAACUAUGAGCUACGAGAAAACAAAAGUCAAGGAUCUAUAUCAGGGCAGCAGUUUCGACAAAGCAGCUUACAAUGCAUAUGAAGCCGUUAAAGCAGAGAGAGAUUCAUUAAAGGAAUCUGAGACACUUUACAAGCGAAAAGUCCUCGCUGUAGAGGAAGACGCUGAAAAUUUGUUAAAGUCAUACCAAGGCAUCUAUGCCGAAAACAAGGUCUUGCGAAGCAAAAUAGAGCAUGGACCAGACGCGUCAAGAAUCAAAACGUUUCGGGGCGAGAUAAAGCGUUUGGAAGAAAAGGUUACAAGCGUCCGCAGCGAGAAUGCAAUGCUUACCGACGAGAUUGCGAGACUCCAAAAGCAGUUAAGCCAGAAUUUAGAAGAAAAGAAAAGAAUCGAAGAUGCAUUCAAAAUGGAAAGAGGUUUGCAUGAAGAUAAAACAAGUAAUAUAGAAAAGGAAAAGAAUGCAUUGGAAGAAAGAAAUGAAAAGCUUGAAAGGAGUUGUAAGGAGUACGAAUUUAGAAUUAAACAUUACGAGGAAGAGUCUGAUGGUUUACUUCACAGAUACAAGGAGCUUAAACGAGACAACUUGAAAAUGGAAACAAAAUUCAAAAAGCAAAAGGACCUUAUUGAGGAAGAAGUAAGAGACCUAAAGGAAACUUCAAAAGAUAUGGCGAAGGAAAUAAUACAGCUCAAAUCAAAACUUGCACGUCUUCAAUCCGAAUACCAAUCUGUUAAGCUUGAUUAUGAAGCAGCACGAAAACAAAUUGAAUACCAGAAUAAAGAGCUUGAGGUACAUAAAACGCAGUCGUCUGUUCUCAAAAGGAAUGCAAAGAUGACGAAUAGGGAGUUCGACACAAUCAAAGAAGAAUUGAAAACCUAUGAAGAAAUGUUGGAAGACGAACGUAAAUUCGGCUUUGAAACAGUAUUCGUCGAAGUAAAGGAUCAGAAGAGGAAAGAACGAAAACUUUUGAAAAGAAUUGGCGAUUUAGAACUACAGAGGGAAGAAUUGCAGCGUGAAAACCAAUCGUUGGAACAAGGAACGAACGAAUGCCGAAGAAGAAUGGAAUCAUCUAUAUCUGAGUAUCAGGCAUUGGCCUUCGCUAAUUCAAACCUCAAAAGGAGGGUUGAAGUGCUUGAAAAUUCUAAUUUGGAAUUAGACAGACGUAGCAAGUUCAUGUUUGAUGCCAAUAAAAAGGGAUUAGUGGUAACUAUGGGCAAUGAAACCCUGAAGAAUGUACAGAAAGAGAAGAGUAAUUUAUUGGCAAAAGUACGAUUCUUGGAAACUGAAAACCGGCGGCUCAGUCGAAGAAUUAAAGAGUUGGAGAACGAAAAUGAUUUCGAGGAAACUACUACAGUGUAUUCCUUCAGAACGUCAAAAGGGAAAAGAGACAAUAUCAUUCACGCAGACAUGCCUUCCUUAAAUGGAGCUGACUUUGUUAAGUCAUCAUAUCGAAAAACAAUGAAAGCUUCUUCAAAAUCGUUUCCUUCUUCAUAUUAGGUAGAAUAUAUCAGCAGAAAACGUUCAUUAUCUUUAUCACAAUCAUUAUCAUAAGCAGCAACAGCAGUAACAGCAGCAGCAACAAUAGAAUCAUCACCGCCGCCACCACCAUCAUCAUCAGCAGCAGCAUCAGCAUCAGCAUCA